Molecule: messenger RNA, 1275 nt
Organism: Aegilops tauschii subsp. strangulata
Lineage: Eukaryota; Viridiplantae; Streptophyta; Magnoliopsida; Poales; Poaceae
Source: RefSeq, a predicted model, not a curated record
AUGCCGGCCAAGACGGUAGCAAGCAAGCAGGACUGGUUCAAAGCGCAGAGCUCCGGAGACAGCGCCCAUCCCCGGCCCGGCCCCAACCGCGCCGCCCGACGCCACCGCCCGCCUCUCCGACUCCUCCCGCACAGCGCCCGCCCCCUCGAUACGAGCUGGAUCAGGGGCUCGACCCCGCGGCACCCCAAGCCCCGACGCCGCACCGUCGCCGCUCACCACCACCUCGUCGGCGUCGCCUCCCCGCCUCGCCCCGACGUCGCCCCGCACCUCGCCCUGCGCCCUGCCGACGCCCUGGCUCCGUGCUCGAGUCCCGCGCCGCCCGGCGACCCUGCUGCGGUGGUCGAGCCACCCGCCGGCGACGACCUCCCUCCCUCGCGCCCGUGCCACGACCUCCUCCUCACCGGACCCCACCACCGCCCGUCGCCUCGUCCUCCUCGUGUCCUCCUCGCCGACGACGCAUCCUCGUCCUCCUCCCCAAAGGCUCCACUGAGCCUCGCCGCCCCUGCUCACCAACGCAGAAAAGGACGACUUCACCAUGAUGACCUAAAGCAGAGAAAUGAAGACGUCAAUGCGCCCAUCCCCGGCCCGGCCCCAACCGCGCCGCCCGACGCCACCGCCCGCCUCUCCGACUCCUCCCGCACAGCGCCCGCCCCCUCGAUACGAGCUGGAUCGGGGGCUCGACCCCGCGGCACCCCAAGCCCCGACGCCGCACCGUCGCCGCUCACCACCACCUCGUCGGCGUCGCCUCCCCGCCUCGCCCCGACGUCGCCCCGCGCCUCGCCCUGCGCCCUGCUGACGCCCUGGCUCCGUGCUCGAGUCCCGCGCCGCCCGGCGACCCUGCUGCGGUGGAUGAGCCACCCGCCGGCGACGACCUCCCUCCCUCGCGCCCGUGCCACGGCCUCCUCCUCACCGGACCCCCACCACCACCCGUCGCCUCGUCCUCCUCAUCUCCUCCUCGCCGACGACGCAUCCUCGUCCUCCUCCCCAAAGGCUCCACCGAGCCUCGCCGCCCCCUGCUCACCAACGCAGGUGAGGACCCCGGUCCUCCUUCUCCUCCCCGUGCCCUCACGCCGGCGCUCGCCCACGCCACCGCACCAUCCGCUUGCUGCCGGGAGCCGCCGAACCGCGCGUCGCGCUCGCCGACGCUUCCCGCACUCGCCGCCCUCGCUCCGCGGCCUCGCCCCCUUGCUCCCGCUCCACUGCAGCCGCUGCCAGCUGCUGCUCCGGCCGGCGAGCCUCGCCGUGGCAGGCCAGGCCAGUGCCCAGUCGGGCUAG